AGAUUGCAGUCGAAUUUACAUUCUAUAUAAAUUGAGUUACAUGUAUUUUACGUAAUCACAGCGGGCAAAGAACGAAGAGAUGUGGGUGGAGAUUGUGUUGUUGUUUGUGUUGGUGUUGGUGUACGCGGUGCUGAGGGACAGGCGCCCCCGCAACUGCCCUCCUGGUCCGUUUGAAAUACCGUUUUUCGGAGGUCUCCCCAUCCUUUACGAGGGACCGGCGGAAGAUCUGAAGAAAAAGUAUGGUGACGUUGUUAUGUAUCGGACUGGGUCGUACCGUUCGGUGUUCCUGUUCGACUACAACACCGCCAAGGAGGCCAUGGCGAGACUCGAGUUCGCCGACCGGCCUGAUUUCUUCUCCACAUUCAGCAUAGAUGACCAGAAACUAGGAGGGGUGGUUAGCAGCAACGGCGUACACUGGCAGCACGACCGUCGCUUUGUGCUGCGCAACCUCCGCAACCUCGGCAUGGGCAAGAGUUACCUGGAGGAGGCCAUCAACAUCGAAGCCAAGGCGCUGGUGGAAGACCUCAAGAAGUACGGCGGUGAAGCCAUCAACUACCCCGACAGCUUCAGGACUGUGGCGCUCAACAUCAUCUGGCAGAUGGUGGCCAGUACGCGGUUCGACCUAAGAGGCACGGAGGUGGAAGUCAUCUACAGAGUCAGCAAGGAGUUCCAGACGAAGAUGACGCCCAUGAUGUUACUACCUUCGUUCGUCCCAGUGCUCGACUACCUACCGAAAUGCGUGAAGAACUACCUGUUCAAUGAACACAUUGUUGACGAGUUCUUCGACCAGAUGAAAGCCGUAGUAAAGGAAACCAUAGACCAGCACCUGAAAAACUACGAUCCAGACAACGUACGAGAUCUCAUGGACGAGUACAUCAAAGGCAUGAAGGAGAGCGAAGGAGACUAUGACACCUUCUUCAGAAAGGGAGCCCUAGGCCAGAUCAUCAACGACCUGUUCCAAGCGGGAUCAGACACAGUAAACUACCAGCUGAAGUGGGUGGCCUACCUGCUCGCCCGGUAUCCAGAGUACGCAACGAGGAUGCAGCAGCAAAUAGACGCCGUCGUGCCCAGGGACCGCAUGGUGUCUCUCGACGACAAGCCGGGGUUGCCUCUGAUCGAAGCCUUCAUGAUGGAGACCAUGCGGUACUCCUCAAUGAUCACCAUGAACGUUCAGCGCUCUGCCACGCGUGACACAACAAUCAACGGCUACUUCAUCCCCAAGGACACGAUAAUUGUGGUUUCCAACUACUCCGUCCACCACGACCCGCGGUAUUGGGAAGAGCCCGACAAGUUCUACCCUGAACGAUUCCUGGACGAGAAGGGAACAAAGUUCACCGCUCACAAGCAGGGCUUCUUCGCCUUCGGUUCUGGUCGGCGUCAGUGCGUGGGGGAGCUGCUGGCCCGCAUGGAGUUGUUCCUCUUCACCGCUGCCAUCGUCCAGCACUUCGACGUGCGCCCCCCGGACGGCGUCGACAUCACCGCGGAAGACAUCCGCCACUACGCCGGCGUGCGCGUGCCUGAUGAUCGGAAACUCGUGUACAAACCGCGGGAUUAAAUCUGCCAUGCAAAUCAAGGGAUUGAAUCAUAGACAUUCUCCCUCACAAUUCAAAGGAUUAAAAUCUUGGAUAAUCUCCCGUAAAAUUCAAAGGAUUAAAGUCAUGGACAAUCUCCCAUGCAAAUCAGUGGAUUUAAAUAAUCGAAAGUCACCACUACAAACCAAGAGAUCAAAAUUAUUGACAAUCAGAUUAAAUUAGUUGGUAUAAAGCAACCAAUAGAUUAUUAAUCAUGCGGUAGAACACAAUUUAUCGGGGAAGUUACAAUAUUUGAUAGAGCAAAAUAACGGUCGGCUAAAUAAACUAUAUAUCAAUUUCAAUAGCAUUCGUCUACAUGCCGCUCCUCACAUUUCCGUAUAUAUCUAUUGAUAUAUGGGGUCGAUGGCGAUCGCUAACUUCUCUUUGGAAAUUUUUGGGGGAGGGAAGGAAAGGUAUAUUUGGUAACAUAAAAUACUAUAUACUGAAAUCCAUUCUCUCCCUCCCCUGUCGUCCCACAAAAAUUAUUAUCGCUUGCCAUGCUCGAGCAUUGAAGGCUAUUGUAGAGCAUUGUUGCCCAUUGAGGUAUUUUGAGGCAAAUUGUUUUAUAUUUAGGUAAUUUCAGCUAUUUUUUGAGGCAUAUUCUUUUAUAUUUAGAUAUUUUCAGCUAUAUUUUGAGGUAUAUUGUUUUACAUGUAGGUAAUUUCAGCUAUAUUUUAAGACAUACCGUUUUAUAUUUAGAUAAUUUCAGCUAUAUUUUAAGACAUAUCUUUUUAUAUUUAGAUAAUUUCAGCUAUAUUGUUUAUAUUGAGGCAUUAUGAGAUAUAUUGACGUAUUUAUAGGCAUAUUGAGGACAAUUAAGGCGUUUUGAUGUGCACUGAAGGGUUUUGAGGUAUAUUGAAUUGUAUUUAGGCACAUCGAUGCAAAAUGUUGUAUAUUAGGCAAUACUGAAAUGAGAUAUUCAAAAAUAUUUUUAAAAAUAGAACUAUUGCACAGCAAUACUCGAGUUGACCCAUCUUCAGAAGUGGGGAUACCCCACCAAAUGAUGCAAGUAUUCUAUUUUGACUUAGAAUGUGGUAUUUUAUCUAUACACGUGAACUAUUUCAACCAAUAUCGAAUAUAUAUAAUACUAUAAUCAUACAUAAUAAAUUUACAUAUUAAGAUUCAUAGCUUUAAUAAUGAUUUUUUUCGUUCAUCUAAUUCUAUUCUCACUUUCUGGAACUGAAAAAAUUGGGAUUUCUAUGUCGGUGUCUACAAGUUUUUUUUUUUUUUUGCAAAAAUUGUGCAUUAUAUUCGAAGUUCCUUUUACAAUAAAUUAGAAUUUGGGUGUCCUUAAUUAGCUUUUUGUGAUCAGGUUCGUAAUAAAUUGUUGAUAAAAUCCAUUAAAAACCAAACUUAGAAAACUUAAGGCGAUUAUAAGAUGUAAUGGAAUUUGUUUAUAUGUUAUAACAUUUCAGUAAAGGCUCUAAUUUUCUCCUAAAUUCUACCGAGCUUCUUAAAAAGUUAACUUAUCACAUUUCUUGGGCCAACUUUACGGCCUCCGUAAUCAUGAGUCACAUUUGGUUCAAUAUUAUUGUUCUUGUUUAUGAAAGCACCGAGUGGUCUAGAAUCUAGAUCGCCGUCAUCGCAGCCGCAAGUUGGGGUUCGAAACUCGAGAUUGGUAGUGAAAAUUCUGAUAGAAGGUAAAGGCGGCGGGUGGUUGAGAAUUGGCCACAGACCAACUUGGCCUAAUCCAAUUUAACUCAAGUAUAUAAUUACUUCAUUUAUUUACGUGGGCUGAGUAAAUAACGGCGCUGUUUCGCGAGAACGCGUGUAAAAUUAUGUCAAACAAAAGUGAAAGU
Hyalella azteca is the source of this 3370-nucleotide messenger RNA. RefSeq names its product cytochrome P450 2L1. The transcript has 11 exons. Gene Ontology annotation, molecular function: iron ion binding; oxidoreductase activity, acting on paired donors, with incorporation or reduction of molecular oxygen; monooxygenase activity. Lineage: Eukaryota; Metazoa; Arthropoda; Malacostraca; Amphipoda; Hyalellidae. The record is from RefSeq and is a predicted model, not a curated record. Bases 80 to 1555 code for a protein of 491 amino acids.